Hordeum vulgare subsp. vulgare (domesticated barley) is the source of this 1608-nucleotide messenger RNA. RefSeq lists its product as uncharacterized. The coding region runs from base 194 to 748 and encodes 184 amino acids. NCBI's taxonomy places the organism in Eukaryota, Viridiplantae, Streptophyta, Magnoliopsida, Poales, Poaceae. The transcript has a single exon. The record is from RefSeq and is a predicted model, not a curated record.
GAUCCAUGUGCUACUUGCCCCGGAUCACAUGCCUCAUGUCUGCUCUCUCUUCCGCUCUCCCUCUCUCCGCGGCAAGGUCAGCAUAGUGCACCUCACAUUUCAACUAGUACGUAUCUCGCUAGAUUCCGAACUCGCAUUGCGUCUAGUCUCAUCUAGAGGAAGAGACGAACAAAACUAGCCAGGCAAAGCGAGGAUGAGCUCGAGCCAGAGGACGCUCCGGGACGUGAUGAUGCAGGAGGAGAGGCCGACCACCAUGGCCAGCCGCCUCCUCGCUCCGGACGCCUCCCUCUCCAACCCCUCCUUCCGCAACUACUACGGCGUCGCCUCCGCCGGCUCGGUGCCUUUCCUAUGGGAGUCGGCGCCGGGGACGCCCAAGAACGACGGCGUCUCGUCCAGGGCGCUCCCGCCCAUCACGCCGCCACCUUCCUACUACACCAAGACGAAGAUCGCCAAGUCAGAGUCCUCCAAGAAGCUGCUCUCGUCCUCCAAGCCGGCCAGCUUCGUCCCAACGAUGUUCCGCAGGAGCCACACGAUGCCGUCUCCCACGGCGUCCAAGGAGUGCAGCCGGAGGAAGAGGCUGGUGGCGAGCCCGCCGCGGUCGUCCUUCUCGUCGACGUCAAGGGGAGAGGACGAAGAGGCGGACGGCGGGGCGGGGUCACCGACGUCUACCCUGUGCUUCCGCGCCCGGCGCUCCGGCGGGGGAACCGGCAGGCUGCAUGGGAUGAUUGCCUCCGUGGUGGGAAGGUAAAGUUUGGCUGAAUCUUAACCGCGGUGGUUUCCAUUUUUCGACCGUAUGUCGCCUCGUUCGUUGGGUAGUUUUACAAGUACUGUGGCUUCAUCUUUGUUUACCACGCGGGAAGCAGACGACAUGAGGUUAAUUUGUAACUUUACGCGGUUGCAAGCUCAUGACAUGUUGUUUUUACACUGUAGGCCGUUCUAAACAAUAAUGUGUUUAAUACGCAUGAUCAGUUUGCGCCAUUUCGUGUAUAUAAUUUGCGUGCCGGUGUUAAUAUCUGUGUUUUUUUAGCAGAGUUAUAAUAUCUGUGUUAUUGACUCUAUAUGUCUGCCUGUUACCGUGUUUGGUGUAAAGGGUUUGUAUAUUACCCCAUUUUCUGUCAAGUAUCAUGGAUACUAAAUUAUAGGGACCGUGCCUUCUUUGACAUUGUAUCAUCUUCUUUAUUAAAUAUACAUGUAGUUGUAAUGCAUGGUUCAAAGCAAUAGGUUGUUCUAAACAAUAAUGUGUUUAAUACACUUGAUCAGUUUGUGCCAUGAAAAAUGCUAGACAUACAUGUUUUUACAGGACUAGCAAAAGAGCCCGUGCGUUGCAACGAAAGAGAAAAUAACACACACUCUUAACCCAAUAACUACGACUCAAGACCUUAAUAGGCCCACAUUUUUCAGUUCCACAUGACAUCACAUUUGUGUUGUCGUCAAUGGCCUCAAUGCUCAUACAAUAAAAACGUGUUUGAUUGUGGUCAGUCAUAAGAUCUCUCUUCUUCUCUCUCUUUGAGAAAAACAUUCAAUAUGUUCAGUAUACUUAGUUAGAGAGGGAGUAUAUACCAACUCGAUGCAUAUUUAAUGAACAAAUCAAGAAAUAAAAGCAUAAAA